Lodderomyces parapsilosis is the source of this 1104-nucleotide messenger RNA. It is a transcript of the gene DRG1, whose product is annotated as GTP-binding protein. Gene Ontology annotation, molecular function: GTPase activity; GTP binding. NCBI's taxonomy places the organism in Eukaryota, Fungi, Ascomycota, Pichiomycetes, Serinales, Debaryomycetaceae. Bases 1 to 1104 code for a protein of 367 amino acids. The transcript has a single exon. Gene Ontology annotation, biological process: cytoplasmic translation. The record is from RefSeq and is a predicted model, not a curated record. Gene Ontology annotation, cellular component: cytoplasm.
AUGACCACUGUUGAAAAGAUAAAAGCUAUUGAAGAUGAGAUGGCCAAAACUCAGAAAAACAAGGCCACUUCCUUCCACUUGGGACAGCUCAAAGCCAAGUUAGCAAAGCUUAGGAGAGAGUUGUUAACUGAUGGAGGCUCUGGAGGUGGAGGAGGCGGCGUUGGUUUCGAUGUGGCUAGAACGGGUGUUGCAACUAUUGGGUUUGUUGGGUUUCCUUCUGUUGGUAAAUCAACAUUGUUAUCAAAGUUGACGGGGACGCAUUCUGAAGCAGCUGCAUAUGAGUUUACAACAUUAACAACGGUGCCAGGUAUCAUUAAGUACAAAGGUGCCAAGAUACAAAUGUUGGAUUUACCAGGUAUUAUUGAAGGUGCCAAGGAUGGUAAAGGUAGAGGUAAGCAAGUUAUUGCAGUGGCUAGAUCAGUCAACCUCUUAUUCUUGGUGUUGGAUGUUAACAAGCCAUUGCAACAUAAAAGAAUCAUUGAACAUGAACUAGAGGGUAUGGGUAUCAGAAUCAAUAAGGAGCCACCAAAUAUUGUGAUAACGAAAAAGGAUAAGGGAGGUAUCAACAUCACCAACACAGUUCCGUUGACGCAUUUGGACAAUGACGAGAUUAGAGCUGUUAUGUCGGAAUACAAAAUCAAUAGUGCAAAUAUUGCCUUUAGAUGUGAUGCCACGGUUGACGACUUGAUUGAUGCUAUAGAGUACAAGGCUAGGAAGUACAUUCCAGCAAUCUAUGUCUUAAACAAGAUUGACUCAUUUUCGAUUGAAGAGUUAAAUUUAUUGACGAAAAUCCCAAACGCGGUGCCAAUAUCUUCUGGUAAUGGAUGGAACUUGGAUGAUUUGUUAGAAGUUAUGUGGUCUAAACUAAAGUUGGUAAGGGUUUAUACCAAGCCCAAAGGAAAAUUGCCAGAUUUUAAUGAACCAGUUGUUUUGAGGAGCGACAGAUGUACUGUCGAAGAUUUCUGUAACUCAAUUCACAAGUCGUUGGUCGAAGAUUUUAGAAAUGCAUUGGUUUACGGAACAUCAGUCAAGCAUCAGCCACAAAUUGUGGGACUAACUCAUGUACUAGAGGAUGAAGAUGUAAUUACUAUCUUGAAGAAGUAA